AUGGGUCGUAAAAUAAAGCACGGUUCCUCCAAAUACGACUUUGUCAAGGUGAAGGUGUGGCUGGGUGAACAUGCCGAGCACUACUACGUGUUUUCCAGGUUUUUACUCAGCCAGAAUUUAACUGUUACCAAGAUUCCAAACCAUAUAUCUAUCAAAAUCGCUCUUGAUCUCAAGAAGCUACUCGUAGACAAUAGCCUUCUAGAUGUCUCGCAAUUGGAUUUGGAAGAUAACCUGUUUAAGAUUAUGGAGCAAAGGGGUUAUGCGGAAGAUUAUGUAAAGCGUUACCGGAUGAUGACCAGAUUUCACCAUCAGAGAGUGCCAUUAGUUAUUAUUGUGUGUGGAACUUCCUGUGUUGGAAAGUCCACCAUUGCUGCCCAAAUUUCACAAAGGUUCAAUUUGCCUAAUGUCAUGCAGACAGAUGUGGUGUACGAAUUGCUGCGCACAUCAACAGAUGCACCGUUGGCCUCUACUCCAAUAUGGGCACGAAACUUCAGCUCUUCGGAAGAGUUGAUUACUGAAUUUUGUAGAGAAUGCCGGGUUGUUCGAAAAGGUUUGGCUGGUGAUUUGAAGAAAGCACUGAAAGAUGGAAAACCAAUAAUAAUAGAGGGGAUGCAUUUGGAUCCAAACAUAUUUUUAAUGUAUGAAGAAAAAACCAACUCACCGGAUCUCAACACUAGUACCAAUCAGCAUGUCAGCUCAGAAAAAGGGAAAGCACCGGCAAGUGUUUCUGAGAACACAGGUGAACUUGCUCAGUUUGGUGGUGCAGGUGAAACUGUCAAGGGUCCUGACCCAAUAGUUAUACCUCUGGUUUUGAAUAUGGCUGAAUUUGAUCACCAGGCAUUGCUAGAGGAGUGGAUCUCAUCUUGCAUAUGUAGUGAUAGAUGGCAAGUUCAGGACACAGAUAAGCUGAUAAGCAAUGUUAAGACAAUUCAGGAGUAUCUUCACUCAUUUGAUUCAAAGGGAUUGACAGUUCUCAACCUAUCAGCAGCGACAUUCGCUCAAAAACUAGAUUGGCUGCAUGGAUAUCUUCUUGAGCGCAUUGAGCAAGGCAUGCAAUCAGCGUCAAGCGAAAAAGGCCAGCUUGUCUAG
Molecule: messenger RNA, 1089 nt
Organism: Fragaria vesca subsp. vesca
Lineage: Eukaryota; Viridiplantae; Streptophyta; Magnoliopsida; Rosales; Rosaceae
Product: 2-phosphoglycerate kinase-like
Exons: 14
Coding region: 1-1089 (362 amino acids)
Source: RefSeq, a predicted model, not a curated record